Prorocentrum cordatum is the source of this 9669-nucleotide messenger RNA. Lineage: Eukaryota; Dinophyceae; Prorocentrales; Prorocentraceae. The record is from the annotation of a GenBank genome assembly.
AUGAACAAGAAGCUGCCCUGGGAUCAGGUGGUCUUCAGCCUCACGCCCUCGUCUGGCUCCCUGGCGCCAGGCGCUACGAUGCUCGUCGUAGCGUCUUUCUCGCCGCACGAGGGGAAGCUGUGCUCGGGCAGCCUGGUGCUUCGUGUGCGCGACAAUGCCAAGAAGAAGGUUAUCCAGGUGUCUGGCCGCGGAGACCUGCUGCGCCUCGACGUUAGACCCACCAGUGUCUACGAACUCGGGCCUAUCAUGCCCAAGAAGCAGGAGGCACAGGAGGAGCUGGUCCUGUACAACCCGACGGACUACGCCAUCGAGGUUUACAGCGUCGAUUUCGACAGGAUGUACCUCGAGGAGGAGCGCGCCCUGUUGGAGUUCGACGGCUACGAGCCUGGCUUCGAGGAAGUUCCAGUGCGUUACCCGGGCGACGGCCUAUGGAAGAAGAUCGCGAAGCGGGUAGUGGCGCUGCGCCAGGGCGCUUCUGCUGAGCUGGCGAGCGAGGGGCAGAUCGUCGACAGGGCGGAAGGCGAAACGACGGAGGAGGUCACUGGGGAGGAGGAGUGCGUGAGCCCAGAAAGACAGGCCAUCGAGGAAGCGGCGGACAAGGACUUCGAUGAGGGCGAAGACCGCGUCGAUCCCAUGCGGCCGCCGUACCGCGUGCCCACGGCGGACCGUGUCAACGCACUCAUCUUUGGGCCGCCCAAGGCGGGGCUGAGCACACUGGCGAAGCACCUGGCGAGCGAGGAUCAUCGCAAGGUUCUCAAGUUCGAUGACGUCAUCGACUGGGCCGUCAGAUUUCCACGCUUCCUCGUCAGCGACCGCGUAGCCAAGCGGAUUGGUGAGAAGAUCAAAGGCAAGGAGCGUCCGACUAUUGAGGAGGCGGCGCAUCUGCUGCGGCGACGCACCGAACUGGCCGACUGCAAUGCAGGCGUGAUCGUGGACGGCUUCUACAGCGAGCACCUGCACGCUGGCCAGGUCGUCGAGGCAGUCCUGGAGGCGUUCCGUGGCCAGAGCACGGUCGUGAUGGCGACGAAGUUGCCCACCGCAAGCAGGGAGCGCCAGGACAGCCUCUCGGCGGAGUCCAGCCGCUCUGGCAGCAAGACUGCCGAGGAGCCGCAGGGGCCGAGCCCGGCCGGGGCCCUCCUGCGCAGGCACUACGAGGCCCUGCGUCCGCUGCUCGCCGCCCGCGUGGAGGAGCUGAAGGGGUCGCUGCCAGUCCUGGAGGCCGCUCUCAGGGCGGCCGAGGACGAGAAGGCCGCGCGUCUCGCGGCAUCGGUGGCCGAGCAGGCGUCGGCGGAGGAGGCCGAUGAGGCGGCUGCGGCGCCAGGGGAGCCCGCGGACGAGGAGGCGGCGGGCAGAGCUUCCAGCGCCGCGGAGGAGACGGACGCAGCGGCCGCCGUGGCCGAGGCGGCCCAGAAGGUCGAGCAGGCCAGGGGAGACCUGGCCUCGUGCGAGGCCGCGCUCGCUUGGAAGCCGCCCCUCGCGCCGGGCCAGGUGGCCGAAGAGGUCGCCGCGGCACCGAAGGCCAAGGCCAAGGCGAAGGGGAAGGCCGCGCCCGCUCCCGCGGAGGCGCCUCCGGAGCCGCAGGCCGAGGCCGCAGACAUCGCGGUUGAGCACCUGGUGGCCACCUACCUGGACCAACAUGUCGUGGCGAUGGGUGCGGUGGUGCAGUUCAACACGCGGGCCCGCCAGGAGGAGGAGGAGAGGCAGCACGAGGCGUUCAGGAGGGCGCGCGCAAAGGCGAAAGAGCGCGAGGCAGCGGCCGCCGCAAAGGCGAAGGCGGCAAAGUCCCUGGGCUCGUCCGCCAGCGCGGCGAAGAAGAACAAGCCCGCGGCCGAGCACGACGGUUCGGCGCACGAGGACUUCACGCCAGACAUGGACAACUGGGUGGACCCGGUCUCCGCGAGGGAGCUGCCGCUCUGCGAGGCGCCCUUCGAGCUGCUGUUCGAGGAGGGGCGGAGCGGCCUGCCAGCGGCGCGCAUCCCAGCCGAGCCGCCGCUGCCCGCCCCCUCCGUUGUGCAGGUGCUCUCGAGGCCCGCGCAGCGGGAAGCGCGGGUGCCGCCGCCGAACUUCAAGAUCCUGACGCCUGUGCCCGCUGCCACCUGCGGCUCGGAGCGGCCGAGCUCUGCUGCCCUCGGCAACGCCGUCGGCGCUGCCUCGCGCCCAGUCUCCAAGGUGCAGGACGAGGUGCAGGGCAAGCGCCCCAGCCAGCAGUCCUCCCAGGACGAGCCCCAGAAGCCGACGCUGGUGCCAGACAUCACGCGAUGGAUAAUCGAGCCGCUGAGCGAGCAGCGGCUUGUCGUGCACUUUGCUUCAGAGGAGGUGGGUGUCUACGAGUCUACGCUGAACUUCGAAAUGGUUGGCGGCAUCGCGUCUGGGCCCAUCCCCGUGAGAGUGACUGGCACGUCUGCGCUGCCGGCAGUCAAUUCUGACACAAGGUUCAUCUUCCCGAGGCAGAAGAAGCGGAGGCCGCUGGACGGCUACGCGGUCAAGACCUUCGUCACCUCGCUGAACACGUAUGACUUCGGCCCACUGCUCGCCGGCCGGGACCCAGAGAGCCGUGCCGGCGCCGCCGACGACGGAAGCCCCGCCGCCGCGGACGGCGAUCCGAAGCCUGGCUCGGCAGGCAAGGAUCCGAAGUAUGACAAGUUUUUGUCGAACCACGCCGAGACGAUUAAGAUCUCGAACGAUUCGCUGUUCCCAGCUAGUAUCCGCCUCAGCCUCGUCUCGCAGGCUGAGGAGCAGAAGGAAGAUCCGGCGCCGCCUCCGCCAGAGCCGAAGAAAUCUGCCAAGGGCAAGGAACAGCCCCCUCCGGUUGUGGAAACGCCGUACUGCCCAUUCAUCAUUGAGCCGUCUGUGCUCCAGCUCGACGUUGGCGAGCAGGCAGAUGUGCGCGUCUGGUGCUUCCCGAAAGAGAAAGGUGUUCUCGAAGACACGCUGCUGGCCAUGGUGGAACACAAUCCCGACCCUGUCACCUUUUCUCUGUGCGCGUUGGGCACUGAGCCAAUUGUCAUCUUGGAGACCGAGGAAGUGGACAUGGAGCGCCUGCUGGUCAACUGGCGUGCCGAGGAGCGCCGUGUGCGCCUCAAAAACGCCAGCUCCCUACCCACCGCGUGGCAGCUCGUCUGCGACGAAGCCCAGGUCAAAGAGUCGCCUGAGCCAGUCCAAACUGGCGGCGCCAAGGGGAAGGCUGUAUCCAAGGAGCCGUCCAGAGGCAAGGCCCCUGCCGCUAAAACGGAAGGCCUCGUCAGCCGGCAGGUCUCCGAGGACGACGCCCCUGCCAUCCCAGAGGAGUUCCAGGUUGAGCCAUUGAAGGGCAAGCUGGCGCCUGGCGAGGAAUUCGAAUUGCGCAUCAACUUCAAGGCAGCGAGGGCCAUGGACUUCAAAUGCGGGCUUCGCCUGGAGUGCAAGGACUGCGAGGGCUUCAAAGGCUGGGAGUCGGCGGGACGUUUCACCGUGCACGCGGAGACAUUCGAGGUGGACAUGGCCAUCGAGCCCGACCCAUCGACCUCGAUGCUCGACUUCGGCACAGUGCUCGUGCACUCCUCGGUGGAGCGCACCUUCGAGAUUGUCAACCGCGGCCGUUUCGCCGCUCGCUACGAGCUGCAGGUGCGCAAGGCCCUGCGCGACCUGCUGGUCAUCGACCAGGCGCAGGCUGAACUCGCACCUGGCGCGCGCCGCACCGUGAAGGUCACCUGCAUGCCUGUCCGCGUUUACGAGUCUUUCAUCGACAACAGCGGCAUAUCGGCCUUGGUUUUCGACACGGUGACGGGCAAUCAGGUGGACCAGAAGCUCCCGCCCGUUCGCGUAGGCGUCACAGCCGUUUACAAUCAGUUCCAGGUGACGCCGCCGCGCAGCGUGAACUUCGGACCGGUCGAGAAGGGCGAGACUGUCACGAGAUCUUUCAGCGUCCGCAACAUUGGCUUGUUUGCUUUCGACUGGGCGCUAUUCGACCAGGCAGAGCCGCCCGCCAUCGGCGAUGACGGAGCACCUGUUCUGCCCAAGGACGCGAAGGACGGGAAGUUGAAGGCCGGGCCGUUCACGGUGAGGCCGUGCACUGGCAGCCUGGAGCCCGACAGCGACGCGCAGGUGGAGGUGACCUACGAGGCCCAGGGCGACGAGGACUACGAGUCUAGGCUCGGCCUGUGGGUCGACGGGGUGGACUGCGCGGGCACCGAGCAGAGGGUCGGGUCCGCGACCCAGCCCGCCAGCACAACGAUGCAGUCUUUCAAUGGCGUUUUUGGCGGGCCUGGGGGCGUCGGCGGAGUCGAGGGUGCGGCAGCUUACACGCUGACGGCCAAGAGCUGCAUCGCGGGCAUCAACACCAAGGACCUGCACACGAUCUUCGAGGAGCAGUUCUUCAGCAGGAAUCUGGAGGACGCCAUCGCCAUUGCGGGCCGGGUGGACGUGCGGGUGUUCAGCGAAUCCGACAACAUCUUCCAUUUCGGCCCUGUGGUCGCGCACGGCGGCAGCGGGACGCAGGCUGCAGACGUAGAAGAGAAAGGCGUUGUGGAGCGUUUGAGGCUCUCCAAUCCGAAGGCCAUCCCUGCCAAGGUCGUCCUUUCAGUGAAGUCAAAGGAAGAAGCAGAUGCGUCUGCCAAAGAUAAAGGCAAAAAGGGUGCUGGCGAGGAUCACUGUGCGUUUGAGGUAUCGCCGAAGGAGCUUGUGAUCCCGCCGCGCGACUCCCGGCAGAUCGAGGUGAGCUUCAGACCCAACAGGAUCGCCACCUUCGGGGCUCUGCUGGAGGCCAAUGUGAUUGGCGGCACCGAUCCUGCGACGAAUCAGCUUGCAUUUGAGCUGCGCGGCGACGGCGCCUUGCCCUCUGUGAAUCUGGUGGGCCCCGUCCUCGUCGGCGACAACGGCGUCAGUGCUUUGCAGAUGGGCAGUCUUACGGUCGGCAAGCGACACGAGGUUCGCAUGGCACUCAGGAACAGCGGCCUGCUGCCAGCCACAGUGCGGGUCGACCUUGCCUCGACGCCGCAUUUUACAGUAGCGUGUCCCUACAGUGUUUCGCUGGACAAGGGCGAGGAGCACACGUUCUCAGUUUGCUUCCACCCGGCGCAACCAGGGCCAGCGAAAACGGAGCUGAACAUCCGCACCUUGGGCAACCCAUUCGAAGACUACUCGGGGCCCCGCGCCAUCCAGGUCCUUGGCGAAGGUUUCAGCGACCAGGUCGCAUGGGACCUCCACGAAGCCAACGUUGCGCAGGCGCGGCCGGCCGAGGGGCUUUCCCAGGUGUCUGCGCCAUCGCCGCCCAACGACCUCCAGCUCGGCGAGGUCGAGGUGGGCCAGGAGGUCCGCGUCACCUUCCAGCUUGCCAACAACACCGCGCAGCCCAUUCGCUUCGAGAUGCCCGAGUCUGCGCCAGCGCCGUUCGGAGCACGGCUGACAGUGCAGCCGUCCACCGGCUUUGUGCAGGCUGGCGCUCAGCAGCCGGUCGCUCUCACGUUCAAGCCCACAGAGAAGCUGGAGGCCAAACGUGUGCCUCUUGCUUGCAAGACCUUCGAGGUGGAGAUCGAGGAUGAGGGCGCUGACGGUGGUGAGCCCAAGUUCAAGGAGCUGCCGGGCACGAUGCGCGAGGUGCCCCUGGUGGUGAGCGCAAUUGCGGAUGUGCGUAGUAUCCAGUGCGAGACCAGGGAAGUCAAGUUCUCGGAAACGUUGAUGUUCAAUACGAAGGUGCACCGAUUCACCAUGCGUAAUCUUUGUGGCAUUUCUAUGCCCUUCCAGUGGCAUGUUGAGGGCGACAACGGCCACGCCUUCUCCGUGGAGCCCUCUUCGGGCGUGGUACCCCCCAAUGCCGAGAAGCAGGUGGCUGUGCGCUUCGCACCCCUGGAGGUGGAAGACUUUGGCGGUGCCAUCGUCUGCAAGUCUAUCGCUACGUCUGACUCAGGGGAGCCUCCAGCGAUCCUGCGCAUCCCGGUCUCUGGCUCAGUUCUGCGACCCUGGUGCCGUGUGGAGCUGGAGUCUUCAGACUACCCCUCCAGACGUUUGGCGGACUCGCCCCUGGAUCCCAAGUGUCGGGUCUGCGAGAUCACCAGCCUCGGCACGAACGUCAAGAACGUUAAGCGCUUUUACGUGUCCAACCCCACCAGCGAGUCUAUCGAUUUCAUUUGGCAGAAGGAGACCCCGACCGGCCCAUCGACCGCUGCUCAGGCCGAGGACGAUGACACGCUCCGCUGCCUCACGAAGCGAGGCACAAUCUUACCAGGCAAGAAAUUUGAGAUGGCCUUCGAGUUCGCGCCCUCAACGGUCGAGACGAAGGAGUCGUUCUGGGUGUUCAUGCUCGUCGGGCCCAGGGUUGAGGAGCACUUCUUGAUCGCAGGCACCGUGGAGCAGCCGCGCGUUGGUUUCGACCGUCCCCACAUCAAUUUCGGCGAGCGCCUUCUUGGAGGUUCAACUCAGGAGACCCUGUCCCUCGUCAACAAAGAGCACAUCCCCUUCAGUUUCAGCAUCGACCCGUCGAGUUUCCAACUCGAGGGGCAUACGCAGGCGCUCUCGAUCAAGCCUCUCAGCGGCGUCGUGGGCCCAAAUUCGAGCCUGAGCCUGCAGGUCACCUUUGCUCCAGAGGAGGAGCAGCCUUUCAACUUCAAUGUCGUCUGCAACGUGAAACGGAAAAAGGACCCCGCCAUCCUGAACGUGAAGGGCAUCGGGUACAAGAUCCACGCGUCGCUGGCAGUGGAUGAGCCGGCUGGGCGCCGUGCGAUUCAGCCUGGCGUCGUGGAAUCAUUGGAUUUUGGCUUGCUGCAGGUGCACGAGCGGCGCACAAUGAAGCUCUACUUGAGCAAUGACACCAAUCGGAAUUUCAACUACAGGUUCCAGAUGAAGUCGGGCGCGCAGCGUCGCACGAUUGCCAUCGGCGACCCUGAUCAGCCGCCGUACCUGGCCUUCUCGAACCUGCAGGGCGUUGCGGAGCAUCAAGCGGAGACCCCGAUCGAGAUCACGUAUGCGCCGCGUGACGCCCACUCGCUGGACGGCAGCACGCUGCAGGUUAUGGUGCCAGCUGGGCCGAGGGAGGACCUGUUCACCCUGAAUCUUGGUGGCUCCGCCAAGAAGAGCCGCGUGGAGUUCUCCUUCGUCAGCCACGACUUCGGGCCCUGCUUCGUGGCAAAGGGCGGCGCCACGGCCGCUGGCGAGCCGCUGCAAGAUGCGGCGGACCAGGGGCAGGAACGGGUGGAGCUGGUCUGCACAAACCGGGACGACAACGAUAUCCACAUCGCCACGAACUUCCAGCGAGAGCCAUGGCUGGACGUGCAGCUUCACUCUGCCAUGGUGGAGGCGGGUAAGUCCAUCCGCAUUCCCAUCGUCUUUUCUCCGAGGGAGGUAUGCGAGUAUAUGCAGCGGAUCGAGUUUUCGAUCAACGAGUACACGCGAACUGCGGUGGACAUCCGUGGAAGGGGCUGCCCGAUGAGGCUGGAGGUUGCACAGGCCGAGAUGCAAAACGUUGAUUUCGGCGUCGUCACAGGAGGCGAGGUGCCAAUCAAGGCCGUGAAGCUCGCGAAUCGCUCUGCGCGCCCGGUAUCAUUCGAGCUCGUGGACGAGAACGGCGAGCUGGCCGAUCGGACAGUGACGUGGGUUCCUGGCCCGGGGACGACGCAGACCCUGAAGCCGAAAGAGAGUUGCGAGGUGGAGCUGCGCUUCGCGCCGACCUAUAGUGUCAAGCCCUUCAGGCUCCCCCUCUACGCCCGCUGCAACAACGGCGUAGAGGUGAAGCUGCUCCAAGUGGCGGGAACCGGCCACUCCACGGAGGUGCGUCUGAGCGAGCAGUCCCUCUUCUUCGGCAACGUGGUCGCCGGAUCCCAGGCGUCACGCUCGAUGCGGCUCCACAAUUUCGGGGACAUUGGUGCUAAGUUCCGGUUCGAAGUCCCAGAGAAAUACAGCACUGUCUUCAGCGUGUCUCCCUGCGAGGGUUUUGUCCGGCCGCAGGAAGAUGUCUCGCUCACCGUGACGUUCUCGCCUACGGUGGGUCGCGCCCAGGCCGCCAAACGGACCAGCAAGAGCCCAGGCCGUAAGUCUGUAGCAGACGCGCCCAAGGAUGUGGGCAUCAGCACUCGCGACAUUCGCUGCGUGCUCGACGGACAUCCGCCACUUACGCUGGAGGCCAGCGGUCGCUGCGUUUCGUUGCCUGCGGAGUCCAAGGCUCUGGAGUUCAGCACAGAAGUGCGGACAAAGACGCAGAGCAGCAUCACCAUCAACAACCCGACAGAUUCUGACUGGAAGCUGUUCCCUCAGGUGUCGACGACAGAGCCGUUGGGCGAGGCUUACUUCUUCUGCCCCAAAGAAGUCGUCGUGCCUGCGGGCAAGCAGAUUCCAGUGGAGGUCACCUACAUGCCUCUGACGAUGACCGGCGACAAGGACGCGGCGGGGGCGCGAGGGGCACCCGCCUCGAGGUCGGAAAAGCAUCGCGGCACCAUCUUUGUCGGCACGCCAGAUGGCAGCGCCCUGUCGUACACCUUGGAGGGCGUAGCACUGCCGACAAGGGCGAACCAGCGCUUGGAGGCGCAGGUACCUUGCAAGAAGCAGCACGUACAGAAGGUCCCGCUGAAGAAUUGGCUGCACUCCAAGCAGCGUUUCGACGUGAAGGUGGACCUCGUGGACCCCGCUCCUGGCACGGCGGCUGCGCAAGGGAUCACCCUGCAAGGUGUCAACACCCUCGACUUGCCCGGAGGCGUGGAGCGCGAGUACAGGUUCAACAUCUACGCCUACCGCGAGGGAUCUGCGCUGGCGAGCGUAAGAUUCACCAGCCAAGAGACAGGCGAGUACAUCAUCGUAGACGUAGCGAUCAAGUUCUGCGCUCCGGAGAAGCUCGCCACCGUCAGCCUGGAGGCAGCCUGCCGCCAGACGGCGCGCCACAAGAUCGCAGUCGCUAAUCCCCUCGACACGCCCGCCACGUUCUCGGGCAGCUGCUCGAACCCGUACGUCCGCUUCAGCCCAGACUCGUUGGAGGUGCCCGCGAAGGGUGAGAAGACAAUAGACCUGCUCUUCAGGCCUGUGGAGGAGGGCGAGGGCGAGGCCGAGGCAACCCUGAACAGCAACGAGCUCGGCACGUACCCGUACAGAGUGGCGUGGAAGGCCAUUCCUGCGGGCUUCGAGAAGACGAUGGUGCUUAAGGCCCCUCUGGGAGGCUCCGCCGUUGAGCAGUUCAAGUUCUUGCACUUCGCCAAGGUCCCUGUCACGUAUACGGCCACCGUGGGGCCCGCGCCCGGAGGCAAGGGGGACAGUGUGGGAGACUUUGUGCUGGAGGCGAAGGACGUGAAGGCCGAUGCGUGCGACUUUGGCCGCGCCGGGCUGCCGUGCGAGCUCGCGGUGCGGUACACGCCCUCGUCGCUUGGGGAGCGGAAGGCAGUGCUCACCGUGUCCGGCCCGGGGGGCGGGGAGUACAGGGCGCUGCUCACGGGCUUCGCGCAGCCGCCGCAGCCGCAGGGCCCCAUCGCCAUUGUCAACGGCAAGCAAGGAACCGUGGAGUUCAGGAAUCCCUUCGACGUCGCGGUGGAAUUCUCCGUGAAGGUCGACAACCCGUGCUUCACCGUUCCCCAGAAGGUGGUGAAGGUCGACACCCAGAAGAGCACCAGCAUAGCGGUGACCUUCAAGUCGGACAGGAGCCAGAACGGCAGGCUCGUAAUUUCUUGCGACGCUACGUCCACGCCUUGGGUCUUCUUCUUGAAGGGAGACGUGUGA